Messenger RNA from Amorphotheca resinae ATCC 22711, 1167 nucleotides. RefSeq lists its product as hypothetical. NCBI's taxonomy places the organism in Eukaryota, Fungi, Ascomycota, Leotiomycetes, Helotiales, Amorphothecaceae. Gene Ontology annotation, molecular function: chromatin binding; protein binding. Gene Ontology annotation, cellular component: Set1C/COMPASS complex. The record is from RefSeq and is a predicted model, not a curated record. The coding region runs from base 1 to 1167 and encodes 388 amino acids. The transcript is spliced from 3 exons.
AUGGCUGUCGACUCCCCCAUCGCUCCCAAUGGGAUGGGCUUAAGCCUGAAGCCCAAUGGCGCAACAGGUACACCAAUCCCUCCUACUGCCAAGCUCACCGACAUGAUGCCUUUGUAUAGGCCGACUAAGCUUUUUCGCCGUGAACCAUCAGCUUCUGCCACGAACAAAGCUUCCUCAGUUCAAAGCUCUAUACUUUCGAUCAGCUUUGAUGACCAGGGCAGCCUGCUUCUCACCUCUGAGAGUGACAACAGCAUGCAGAUAUAUAAUGUCGUUGAAGGGAAGCACGACAAGACUCACCUAAGUCAGAAAUAUGGCUGUAACCAUGCCAUGUUCGCCCAUGCCAAGGGAUGCAUUAUUCACUCCAGUACUAAGAUAAACAACACCAUAAGAUACUUAUCCACACAUGAUAACUCUUACUUGCGGUACUUCGAAGGCCAUGAGAAGAACGUCACGUGCCUGGCUUUACACCCUGGCCAAGAUCACUUCCUCUCCUGCAGCGAAGACAAUACUCUCCGAAUAUGGGAUGUAUCUACCAAGAACGCAUGCGGAAAACUCCUAUUGAAUGGCGCAUAUCUCACAGCCUGGGAUCCAUCAGGCAACGUCUUUGCAGUAGCAUCUCCCACGGCUCAAUCUAUCUUGCUGUAUGAUUUCCGAAACUAUGACAAGGAGCCCUUCUCAACAUUUGAUAUCUUGCCCUAUUCCCAAGACUCGGUCAUCAAAGGUUGGAAUAAGCUAGAGUUCUCCAAUGAUGGAAAAAACCUGCUACUGGGAACCACUGGCCGCAGCCACUUCCUCCUAGAUGCUUUCGAUGGGAGUCUGAAGGCGCAUCUACGACGCGAUGAGAGAGGGGGAGCCAGGCGAUUAGCUGCUGGCGAACACAAUCCAGAACACAUAGAUGCCAGCUCAAGUGAGUACCGGCUGCCAAGCACUGGCGACUGUUGCUUUAGCCCUGACGGACGAUACGUCAUCAGCGGCUCAAGGCGAGAAAAUGUAUUGGUUUGGGAUACUAUGGCUGCAGCUCAAGAUAAGAAUCUCAAGCCAUGCCACGAGCUGGAAUAUAAGGGUGACUCGGCUGUCGUUGCUUUCAACCCGAGGUGGAACUUCUUUGCGACGGGCGAUAAGGAGGUGGUGUUCUGGGUUCCAGAUCGGGAUUUGAUGACUUCUUGA